GCUUCUCGUUCCAGCUGGGGUUCGAGGAUGUGAUCGCGGAGCCCGAGCUAACCCACUCCUUCGACAAAGUCUGGAUCUGCAGCCACGCUCUCUUUGAGCUCAGCAAGUACGUGAUCUACAAGCUCCUGACGCUCGUCCUCGCCAUUCCGCUGGCCCUGGUUUUGGGGAUCGUCUUCGCGGCGCUCAGCUGCCUGCACAUCUGGUGA
Messenger RNA from Tauraco erythrolophus (red-crested turaco), 206 nucleotides. The record is from RefSeq and is a predicted model, not a curated record. Lineage: Eukaryota; Metazoa; Chordata; Aves; Musophagiformes; Musophagidae.